AUGCCGACUAUUUAUGAAACAGACAGCCUCGACGAAGCUAUUAAUAUUGUUCAAGAUGAGAACAAACGAUACCCGUUUAUUCUACAUAAAUUCGAUAUUGGUUCAUGUCAAGAAAAAUGGACAAGUGAUUAUUUAGCAUCAGAAAUUGGUUCAAAACCAGUGAGAAUACAUGUUUCACAAGAUUCAAUGAUGGAUUUUGUUCGGAAAAAUUUUACUUAUGAAACUUUACCGUUCAAUAAACUUAUUCAUCGAUGUGAACAAACAAUAAAUGAUGAAUAUUUUCUUGCAUCUCAUGAACGUUAUUAUUUUCGAGCACUUGGUGAUAAUCAACGAACAGAUAUUGCUAAUAUAGAAAAACAUUUUCCAUCGAUUGCCAACGAUAUCAAAUAUCCACCAUUAUUUUCAUCAGAAAAUUUUUUUUCAAGUGUAUUUCGUAUAAGUUCAGCUAAUACUCAAUUAUGGACUCAUUAUGAUAUAAUGGAUAAUAUUCUUAUUCAAGUACAUGGUACAAAACGUCUUAUUAUGUUUCAACCAAGUGAUAUUGAUUAUCUUUAUAUUGAUGGAGAUAAAUCAUUAAUAAAUAAUAUUGAAGAACCAGAUUUUGAAACAUAUCCACUUGUUCGUCAAGCAACAUAUUAUACUGGAAUCUUACAACCAGGAGAUUGUCUAUUCAUUCCUGCUCUUUGGUUUCAUAAUGUAAAAUCCUUGGAUACCUAUGCAAUAUCGGUAAAUGUCUUUUGGCGUCAUUUAAAUAUUGAUUUUUAUGAGCCAAAAGAUUUAUAUGGUAAUAAAGAUGUUGUUCCCUUUAGUCGUACAAUAGGUCAAUUAGCUAAAUCUUUAAAUGAACUUGAUAAACAAUUACCAUCUGUUUAUGUUGAUUUUUAUGUUAGACGUUUACGUUGUUACCUUGAUAACUAUAUAAAAGAAUAUGAAAAAAAAAACUAG
This is a messenger RNA of Rotaria sp. Silwood2, 945 nucleotides long. Lineage: Eukaryota; Metazoa; Rotifera; Eurotatoria; Philodinida; Philodinidae. The record is from the annotation of a GenBank genome assembly.